AUGUCGUUCAGAAUUAACUACAUGUUCUACAGAAACAGUUCAAGAGAGAAGAAAAAGAGAGAGAAGAAGAAUCCAAGAAAGAAAGUAGAGUCUUCUUUUAGACCAAAACCAGUUCUAGAAUCUUCAUUACACAGUUCUUGUUAUGUGGGAUCUGUCAGUGCUUCUAGCCUGAAGGAUGAUAAGCUGUAUCUUGGGAGGGAGUUUGUGACUGCAAAUGGUCUAAACAAAGGAUGCAGUGAGAUAGUUUUAAAGAAUGAACGUGGAGGAACAUGGACUCUACCUUUGAAACAUUACAAAUCAAUCAAUCAUACUUAUCUAGGACCAGGCUGGACCACAUUCUGUCAAGUAAACGGGAUCAAAGCUGAAGAUUCCUUCAUGUUUAAACUGGUUAGAACCGGGGACAAGCCUGUUCUUUGUCUGUGCCCUGAAGAUAGUGAUGAUCUCUCCUCUAGUACUAGCAGCGGAGACAAGAGUAGCAAGUCACAAGAAAGUAAAGAGGAGAGUCUUGGAGACAAGAGAGCUUCUUCUUCUUAUAGUCAAGACCGAUUUGUGACACUAACUCUUACAGCAAAAGCUGUUAAACACUAUCAACUGUUUCUUCCGAUGGGUUUCAUGAAAAGGAAUGGGAUCAACAAGCCAGGGAAGAUAACUCUGUUGGGUCAAGAUGGAGUAAGACGAGUGGUGGCUCUUUCACAGAACAAAAGACAUGGAAAAAUGCAGAUUGGAAAAGGUUGGAGAGUGUUCCGUGAUGCUCAUGGUGUAAAGAUAGGACAGCCCUUUGUGCUGGAACUUAUUUGGGAGGACCAAGCAAGCCCUGUGCUUAAGUUCUGCACCAACCUUAACCCCAGAGAAGGCUCCUGUGAUCAAUGGACUAAUGCAUUGGGACCAAGUUUCUGUGAGAUUCAGUAUACAUCAUCUCACAACACCAAUGAUGAUGAUAGUCAUGAUCAGACCAACGACAUUAAUGAGUCUUCUUCUUCAUCAGACCAUUCUCGUUUUGUAGGAAGAUCAUGGAGUUUGAAACUAAAACACGACAAGGAAGACAUGCAUACUUUUAUCAGAAAAGGUUGGAGAAGAUUCUGCGCUGAAAAUGGGAUGAACCAUGGUCACUAUACAUUGAAACUGUAUCUUGGGAGGGAGUUUGUGAGUGCAAAUGGUCUGGAUAGAGGAUGUAGUGAGAUAGUUUUAAAGAAUGAAUGGGGGAGGAAGAUGGAGUUUAGCUUGGAGACGAUAUGA
This is a messenger RNA of Eruca vesicaria subsp. sativa (arugula), 1236 nucleotides long. Lineage: Eukaryota; Viridiplantae; Streptophyta; Magnoliopsida; Brassicales; Brassicaceae. The record is from the annotation of a GenBank genome assembly.